AUGUUGGCUCUCCAGAACAUGAAAGUUGGCCUUUUCCUUUUGUGGUGGCCAUGGGCAUUGGCUACUGAAAGCAGAGUGCACUGGAGAAAAAGAGACGUACAGGAGAUGUCGAAGAAAGGCAGCCCAAUUCUUAAACGCAGCCCUGAUAUUACCAAAUCGCCACUGACAAAGUCAGAACAGCUCCUGAGGAUAGAUGACCACGAUUUCAGCAUGAGGCCUGGCUUUGGAGGCCCGGCCAUUCCUGUUGGCGUGGAUGUGCAGGUGGAGAGCUUGGACAGCAUCUCAGAGGUCGACAUGGACUUCACGAUGACCCUCUACCUGCGGCACUACUGGAAGGACGAGCGGCUGUCCUUCCCGAGCACCAAAAACCUCAGCAUGACGUUUGACGGCCGGCUGGUGAAGAAGAUCUGGGUCCCCGACAUGUUUUUCGUGCACUCCAAGCGCUCCUUCAUCCACGACACCACCACGGACAACGUGAUGCUGAGGGUCCAGCCCGACGGCAAAGUGCUCUACAGCCUCAGGGUUACGGUGACCGCCAUGUGCAACAUGGACUUCAGCCGGUUUCCCCUGGACACGCAAACGUGCUCGCUCGAAAUUGAGAGCUAUGCAUACACGGAAGACGACCUCAUGCUGUACUGGAAGAAAGGCAAUGACUCUUUAAAGACAGAUGAGCGGAUCUCACUCUCCCAGUUCCUCAUCCAGGAGUUCCACACCACCACCAAACUGGCCUUCUACAGCAGCACAGGCUGGUACAACCGUCUCUACAUUAACUUCACGUUGCGUCGCCACAUCUUCUUCUUCUUGCUGCAAACCUACUUUCCCGCCACCCUGAUGGUCAUGCUGUCCUGGGUGUCCUUCUGGAUCGACCGCAGAGCUGUGCCCGCCAGAGUCCCUUUAGGGAUCACCACGGUGCUGACCAUGUCCACCAUCAUCACGGGUGUGAACGCCUCCAUGCCCCGCGUGUCCUACAUCAAGGCCGUGGACAUCUACCUCUGGGUCAGCUUCGUGUUCGUGUUCCUCUCGGUGCUGGAGUACGCGGCCGUCAACUACCUGACCACCGUGCAGGAGCGGAAAGAGCGGAAGCCGCAGGAGAAGCUUCCCUGCACCUGCGGGUUGCCUCAGCCACGCGCGGUCCUGCUGGACGGCAGCUACAGUGACGGGGAGGUGAACGACCUGGGCAACUACACGACCGACAACGGAGACAAGCCAGACAGGAUGAUGGUGCAGCUGACGCUGGCCUCGGAGAGGAGCUCCCCGCAGAGGAAAAGCCAGAGGAGCAGCUACGUGAGCAUGAAGAUUGACACUCAUGCCAUUGAUAAAUACUCCAGAAUCAUUUUUCCAGCCGCAUACAUCUUAUUCAAUUUAAUAUACUGGUCGAUUUUCUCAUAA
This is a messenger RNA of Eubalaena glacialis (North Atlantic right whale), 1389 nucleotides long. RefSeq names its product gamma-aminobutyric acid type A receptor subunit rho1 (gene GABRR1). Gene Ontology annotation, biological process: chemical synaptic transmission; signal transduction; nervous system process. The transcript has 9 exons. The record is from RefSeq and is a predicted model, not a curated record. Lineage: Eukaryota; Metazoa; Chordata; Mammalia; Artiodactyla; Balaenidae. The coding region runs from base 1 to 1389 and encodes 462 amino acids. Gene Ontology annotation, cellular component: neuron projection; synapse; GABA-A receptor complex. Gene Ontology annotation, molecular function: extracellular ligand-gated monoatomic ion channel activity; neurotransmitter receptor activity; GABA-A receptor activity.